AUGAGUGAAGGAACUUUUGCUGGAGCUGUCGGUAUCGAUCUUGGAACCACCUACUCGUGUGUUGCCACCUACGACUCUGCUGUCGAGAUCAUUGCCAACGAGCAGGGAAACCGAGUUACCCCCUCUUUCGUUGCCUUCACUGAGGAGGAGCGACUGAUCGGAGAUGCCGCCAAGAACCAGGCCGCCCUCAACCCCGUCAACACUGUCUUUGACGCCAAGCGACUCAUUGGUCGACGAUUCGACGACGAGUCUGUCCAGAAGGAUAUCCAGACCUGGCCCUUCAAGGUUGUCGACAACGCCGGUGCCCCCCUCAUCGAGGUCGACUACCUUGGCGAGAAGAAGACCUUCUCUCCCCAGGAGAUCUCCUCUAUGGUUCUCACCAAGAUGAAGGAGAUUGCUGAGGCCAAGCUCGGCCAGGCUGUUGACAAGGCUGUUGUCACCGUCCCCGCUUACUUCAACGACGCCCAGCGACAGGCCACCAAGGAUGCUGGUGCCAUUGCUGGUCUCAACGUUCUGCGAAUCAUCAACGAGCCUACCGCUGCUGCCAUUGCCUACGGUCUCGGUGCCGGUAAGCAGGAGGCUGAGCGACACGUUCUCAUCUUCGAUCUUGGAGGAGGAACUUUCGAUGUCUCUCUGCUUUCCAUCCAGGGCGGUGUUUUCACCGUCAAGGCCACCGCUGGUGACACCCAUCUUGGUGGACAGGAUUUCGACACCAACCUCCUUGAGCACUUCAAGGCUGAGUUCAAGCGAAAGACCGGCCACGACAUCUCUGCUGACCCCCGAGCUCUGCGACGACUGCGAUCCGCCUGCGAGCGAGCCAAGCGAACUCUGUCUUCCGUCACCCAGACCACCGUUGAGGUCGACUCUCUCUUCGAGGGUGAGGACUUCUCCGCCAACAUCACCCGAGCUCGAUUCGAGGACAUCAACGCUGCCCUCUUCAAGUCUACCCUCGAGCCCGUCGAGAAGGUCCUCAAGGACUCCAAGAUCGACAAGUCCAAGGUCAACGAGGUUGUCCUUGUCGGAGGUUCUACCCGAAUCCCCAAGGUCCAGAAGAUGCUCUCCGACUUCUUCGACGGUAAGGCCCUCGAGAAGUCCAUCAACCCCGAUGAGGCUGUUGCCUACGGUGCCGCUGUCCAGGGUGCUAUCCUGACCGGCCAGGCCGUCGGUGAGGACACCGAGGAUCUGCUGCUGCUCGAUGUUGUUCCCCUUUCUCUUGGUGUCGCCAUGGAGGGUAACAUCUUCGCCCCCGUCGUUCCCCGAAACACCACCGUCCCUACCCUCAAGCGACGAACCUUCACCACCGUCGGUGACCACCAGACCACCGUCCAGUUCCCCGUUUACCAGGGAGAGCGAGUCAACUGCUCCGAGAACACCCUGCUCGGUGAGUUCGACCUCAAGAACAUCCCCCCCAUGAAGGCCGGCGAGCCCGUUCUGGAGGCCAUCUUCGAGGUUGACGCCAACGGUAUCCUCAAGGUCACCGCCGUUGAGAAGUCCACCGGCCGAUCCGCCAACAUCACCAUCUCCAACUCCGUCGGAAAGCUGUCUUCCGAGGACAUUGAGAAGAUGAUCUCCGACGCCGAGAAGUUCAAGUCUCAGGAUGAGGCCUUCUCCAAGCGACACGAGAACAAGCAGAAGCUCGAGUCUUACAUCUCCACCAUCGAGGCCUCCAUCACCGACCUUGACUCCAAGUUCAAGCGAGGUGCUAAGGACAAGAUCGAGACUGCUCUCUCCGAUGCCAUGUCCGCCCUUGAGAUUGAUGACGCCUCUGCCGACGACUACCGAAAGGCCGAGCUCGCCCUUAAGCGAGUUGUCACCAAGGCCAUGGCUACCCGAUAA
Yarrowia lipolytica CLIB122 is the source of this 1836-nucleotide messenger RNA. RefSeq lists its product as uncharacterized. Lineage: Eukaryota; Fungi; Ascomycota; Dipodascomycetes; Dipodascales. The record is from RefSeq and is a predicted model, not a curated record. Gene Ontology annotation, cellular component: cytosol; cytoplasm; plasma membrane. Gene Ontology annotation, molecular function: ATP-dependent protein folding chaperone; ATP binding.